This is a messenger RNA of Mesorhabditis spiculigera, 2526 nucleotides long. The record is from the annotation of a GenBank genome assembly. Lineage: Eukaryota; Metazoa; Nematoda; Chromadorea; Rhabditida; Rhabditidae.
AUGGCUCCAGCGCGCUACAAUGGCAAGCGGGACAAAUACGAUGAGGACCUCGAGCUGUACAAGGACGAUGACGGCGAGCCGAUGACGAUGGGCAAGCUUGUGGCGAUGAUUGCCCAGCACAUGCUCGCGAGUCCCGGGGGGAAGAGCGCCGUCAAGGAGAACCUUCUGCGCUCGUUCGUCAAGGUCGACUCGGUGACGUGGGAGUGCCUGCUGAAAAAGACGAACGAAAAGCUGCGCCGUUCAUGUGGAUACACGAUCGUGCAAAAAGACGGCACGCUCUACCUGACGAAUAUCCUGCCCGGCCUGCCGAACGUCGAGAAUCUCGCGGAAAUGGCCGACGCGCAAAAGGGCUUUCGCUUCAUCGUGCUCGUGUUUCUGAUGAUGGAACGGCCGCCGUCGCUCGCCAAGGAAUUCGGGAAAGUGCCGUCGGAGCGGAUGUGGAAAUUCUUUGAGACGCUCGGCUACUCGAACACGGAGCCCGACGAGGUGCUCGGCGACAUGAAGAUGCUGAUCAACACCAUGAUAAACGAGGGCCUCCUAGCCGUCAGCGCAAAACAAAGCGGACCGGCGCCGGGCGACGACAUCUUGUACGAGUGGGGCCCGGUGGCGGUGAAGACGAUCAGCCCGCAGAUGGUCUUCGACGCGUUCCUGAAGAUCCACGACACGAAUGCCGCCCAAUGGCAACAACACGCCGACAAAGUGGCCGAUUGGCAGUUUCGGUUUGCAAAAGAAUACAAGAAGCACAGCUACUACGACCGGAAACGCGCGAAGCCCGACGUGCCCGGGGGGACGAGGGCGAGAGCUGAAGACGCAGGCCGCCGACGCUUGAGCGAGAAGCCACAGAUCGAACCAACUGCGGCCGCCGACGUUUGCAGCUGGGAUGCAUGCAAUCCAUUGGCCACCGACCAAUCCCUCCUAAAUGUCCACCUCGUCACGCACACCCAUGAUGAUCUGGGCUGGUUGAUGACGGUCGAUCAAUAUUAUGACCGGGAGGUGCAAAAGAUCUACGACACCGUAAUCACCGAGGUGGAAAAGGACAAGAGCAGAAAGUUCUCCUUCGCCGAAACGGGCUUUUUGAUGCGGUGGGUGGAGCACAACCAGACUACCGUAUCCCGCCUGCAAAAACUCGUUCAGAAUGGCCAAAUUGAGCUGAUCGGCGGCGGAUGGGUGCAAAAUGAUGAAGCCGCCGCACACUAUGUGGAUAUCAUCGACCAGAUGACGUUAGGACUCGAGCAUCUAAAGGUGUUGUUCGGACCGAACUGCAGCCAGCCGAAAGCCGCGUGGCAGAUCGACCCAUUCGGGCACAGCCGUGAAUUCGCCAAUUUGGCUGCGCAGAUGGGCUACGAGUCGUUGUAUUUCGGGCGUAUCCACUACGUCGACCGCUCCCUCCGGCAUUCCACGAAAAACAACGAGUUCAACUGGAUUGGGUCCGAUGAGCAAAAGACCUCGCUGCUGACGGGGGCGCUUUAUUGGGAUUACUCGCCGCCGAGUGGCUUCUGCUUUGACAGCGGAUGUAAUGACGAGGAGAUUCAGGACGACCCGAACCAACCAGGCUACAACGUCGUCCGCCGUGCCCAGCAAUUUCUCAACUACGUCACUGAACAGGCCAGCCACUACAAGACGAAGAACGUCAUCCUCACCAUGGGAAUGGACUUUAACUAUCAGAUGGCCGAGAAGUGGUACAGGAAUCUCGACAAGUUGAUCAAGUAUUUUAAUGCUAAUCCGUCGAUGGGACUGAACCUGCUCUACUCUACGCCGGCAUGCUACACGAAAGCCGUCCAGAAAGCGCAGCCCGUGCUCACCACCAAAAGCGACGACUUCUUCCCCUACGCCUCGGCUCAGAACAGCUACUGGACCGGCUACUUCACCUCGAGACCGGCUUUUAAGGGAAUGAUCCGCCAGGCCUCCUCACUAUUGAAUCUAGGAAAGCAGCUAUCGGCCCAUUUCCUGCUUGGUGAUGACGCGGCGCUGGAGACGGCCAAACGGGCCAGCGGACUGGUUCAGCAUCACGAUGCUGUUACGGGAACAGCUAAACAAGUCGUCACUUAUGAUUAUCAACAACGUCUUCACAAGGGAAUGAUUCAGUUGGAAACACUUGCCACCCACGCCAUCCAGUUCGCCACGCAACAAACUACAGCCCCGAAGCACCAGCUGUGCCUUGAGGCCAAUGAGACGACUUGCGCAGCCAUUUUCAACAAGGCCUCGUACGUGGCUACCGUAUUCAACCCACUGGGCCAGGUCUCGAAUACGGUGAUCGAGAUCCCAUCCUAUGCAGCCCAGGCCGCCGUAUACGACUACGCUGGACAACUUAUUACGGGCGCGCAGGUGUUCCUCGCGGCGCCUAGCCAGGCAAAUGCGGCUGAUGGAGCACAGUAUACACUCUACGUACCUCUACAAGUAGAUCCACUCGGAUUCCGAUCGAUUUAUGUGGACACGAUGGCAAAAAAGGGCGCGCUCACCGUCCAGAAGCCAGAAACGCCGCUUCGCGACGCGACGUCGACCUUGGAAAAUAGCGUACGUUCAGCU